This is a messenger RNA of Cryptococcus wingfieldii CBS 7118, 771 nucleotides long. RefSeq lists its product as hypothetical. Gene Ontology annotation, molecular function: oxidoreductase activity, acting on the CH-OH group of donors, NAD or NADP as acceptor; NADP binding. The record is from RefSeq and is a predicted model, not a curated record. The transcript has 4 exons. The coding region runs from base 1 to 771 and encodes 256 amino acids. NCBI's taxonomy places the organism in Eukaryota, Fungi, Basidiomycota, Tremellomycetes, Tremellales, Cryptococcaceae.
AUGGCAGCUCGGCUCGGAUACGUAGGCCUCGGCAACAUGGGCGUCCCCAUCGCCCGCAACCUCGCAAGAUACGCAGCGUCCUCGGGCCUCCCGCCUCUCUCUUUCUGGAAUCGUUCCCAGGCCAAGUAUGAUCUAGUCAGGCAAGACGCCCCCGACGCCUUCUACGCCACAGACGUCCAAGAUGUAGUCAAGAGAUCCGAUAUAGUGUUCACCAGUCUCCUCAAUGACCAAGCAGCCGAGGACAUCUACGGCAAGAUGUUCAAGGCGACUGAGGGCAGGAACGUGAUCUUUGUGGACCAGUCGAGCGUAAAGGCUCUCACCACAGGAAAGCUCUCGGCGGAAGCGCAGACCAUUGGCGCUACGUACAUUGCCUCUCCCAUCUUUGGCCGUCCCCCAGCUGCCGAAGCUGCAAAGCUCGUCAUCGUCCUCUCUGGUCCAGCCCAAGUCAAGGACAAGAUAAGGCAAUACUUGGUGCCUGCUGUAGGCGAUAGGGUUGUUGAUGUCGGCGAAGACGUCAAGCUUGCGAGUGCUCUCAAGAGCAUCGGCAACUCGGUCAUCCUGGGCUGGGUCGAGCUCAUGGCAGAAUCAUACGCCCUCGGCGAUGCUGUCGGUCUCGAUCCCUCCGUCUUUAAUGAUCUCCUCCACAAACUGAUUCCUGCGCCACCUCUCCUGGCGUAUGCCGACUCUGUGGCCAAGGGUCAUUUCCCAGCAGGCGGUUUCUCUGUAGACGCUGGACUCAAGGGCAAGUCUUCAGAUUCUGCAUACCUGUAA